GCCGAGGCCCUGACACCUACCUUGAAUGCUGCGGUUGCAGCGGAGACAGAAGGCUCGGAGCUGCCCCCUCUCGGCCACCUUCCGAGGACUUUCCGGGAUAAGUAGGCCCUGAGCAGCAGCUCCCAGGGCCGGCGGUCAUUCCCGGAUUCCAGCAGCGUUGUCUCCAUCACCAUCCCCAGUUCGCAGACCUUGGGACCGUGUGAGCAAAGCCUCCCUUGCAACCCAUGUGCAUCAUCUUCUUUAAGUUUGAUCCUCGUCCCGUUUCCAAAAAUGCAUACAGGCUCAUCUUGGCAGCCAACAGAGAUGAAUUCUACCACAGACCAUCCAAGCUGGCAGACUUCUGGGGGAACAACAAUGAGAUCCUCAGUGGGCUCGACAUGGAGGAAGGCAAGGCAGGAGGAACAUGGCUUGGCAUCAGCACACGUGGGAAGCUGGGGGCGCUCACCAACUACCUGCAGCCCCGGCAAGAGCCGGACGCCCGUGGUAGAGGUGAACUCGUGACUCACUUUCUGACCAGUGACAUGGACAGCCUGUCCUACCUGAAGAAAGUCUCUACGGAGGGCCACCUGUACAACGGCUUUAACCUCAUAGCAGCUGACCUGAGCACAACAAAAGGAGAUGUCGUUUGCUACUAUGGAAACCGGGGGGAGCCUGAGCCUGUUGUCCUGACACCAGGAACCUAUGGGCUAAGCAAUGCCCUGCUGGAGACGCCCUGGAGGAAGCUGUGCUUCGGCAAACAACUCUUCAUGGAAGUGGUGGAGCAGAGCGAGGCCCUCCCUAAGGACGCCCUUGUCUCCCAUCUCCUAGAUGUACUCAACAAUGAGGAGGCACAGCUGCCAGACCCAGCCAUUGAGGACCAGGGCCAGGAGUAUGUACAGCCAAUACUGAGCAAGUAUGCAGCUGUGUGUGUGCGCUGCGCCACCUACGGCACCAGAACCAACACCAUCAUCCUUGUGGAUGCAGAUGGCCAUGUGACCUUCACAGAACGAAGCAUGCUGGACAAAGACACCUCUCGCUGGGAGACUAACACCCAUGAGUUCACACUACAGAGUUAGCCCCCACUGCUAGGAUGCUGUGCCUCAAGGGCCAGCAUAGACAGGAACCUUCCAUGGCCACGCUGCAUGAAUCAGCCAGCAUCCCUAGGACCAGGACCAUCUGAUCUGUGUGUUACCCAUAUUUGACCUCAUACUCAGCUCAGGGUUUGUCUUUGUGCCAGUGGGGAAUGACAGAGUUGAACACUAGGUCUGAGUCAGGCCUAGGUGUGUCAUAACAUGUGACUGCACCUCAUGCUCAAUCCCACUGCCACCACCAUGUACACACACAUGUGUGUCUGACUGAGUAGCAGAGGUGUACCUCUCGCUUGACAUGUUUGGCCAUGGUCUCUUCCCUGAACAAACAGCAGAAGCAGCUUUUAUAGCAACUGGCCUUGCCUUUCCUGAAUGCAGAGCACAACUGUGCUCCAGUUCCUGGUAGAUAGACAUGCUCCUGCAGGAGCACUGGUCGUUAGAAACUGAAUCAGGCACAAGAAAAACCCACAUCGACAGAAAAUGGAGACAGUUGGAGAUCCUGUAGUUCUGAAUGUGUUAGGGGAUCCCAUGUGUGCUCUGUGGUUCUGCAUGCAUGAAGAUCCUGUGUGCAUUGGUCACUUCCAUUGUGUGGACCCUGGGAUCCCUUAGACCCCUGCUUGCCCAGCAGGCAUUGUGGGUUCUACAGGACCAUCUCAGCAAGUGGCUCAGUCGGCCCCUGCAUCUCCCAUCUCCCUCUUCACUAGCUGGACUUCAUAGGAACGUGAACGUGAGCUGUUGAUAAUAAAAUUUUGAGGUUG
Peromyscus eremicus (cactus mouse) is the source of this 1825-nucleotide messenger RNA. RefSeq names its product transport and golgi organization 2 homolog (gene Tango2). Lineage: Eukaryota; Metazoa; Chordata; Mammalia; Rodentia; Cricetidae. Gene Ontology annotation, biological process: protein secretion; Golgi organization. Gene Ontology annotation, cellular component: Golgi apparatus. Bases 225 to 1055 code for a protein of 276 amino acids. The record is from RefSeq and is a predicted model, not a curated record. The transcript has 9 exons.